Messenger RNA from Pollicipes pollicipes, 2053 nucleotides. Its product is annotated as U4/U6 small nuclear ribonucleoprotein Prp3. The coding region runs from base 101 to 1597 and encodes 498 amino acids. The transcript is spliced from 10 exons. NCBI's taxonomy places the organism in Eukaryota, Metazoa, Arthropoda, Thecostraca, Pollicipedomorpha, Pollicipedidae. Gene Ontology annotation, biological process: mRNA splicing, via spliceosome. The record is from RefSeq and is a predicted model, not a curated record. Gene Ontology annotation, cellular component: U4/U6 x U5 tri-snRNP complex.
UCCCGCCGCUCCUGCCGCUCCUGCUGCCGCCGCGCCCGCCGCGCCGCCCGCUGCUUCUGGGGAUGGCAAGGCGCCGCUUACGCCGCUGCAGAUCAAGGAGAUGAUGGCCAACGCGCAGAAGAUGAUCGAGAUGCGGAAGAAGACGCUGGGCGCGCUGGCGCCGGGGGGUCUGGCGCAGCCAGGCCUGGCGGCGACCAGCGGCGAGGCGCCGUUCACCGACAAGGCCAAGAAGAUCGCUGACCUGCAGGCCGAGAUCGCGGCCAAGCUAUCGUCGCUGCCGGUACGCUCGACGGACCCGGCCGACAAGCCGCGCCCGCUCAUCCUGGACGACCACGGCCGCACGGUGGACGCCUCGGGCAACGAGGUGCAGAUCGCCGCCCGCAUGCCCACACUGAAGGCCAACAUCCGUGCGAAGCGGCGCGCCGAGUUCCGCCAGCAGCUGCAGGAGCGGCCGGCCGAGGACGUCAGCGAGCAGGCCUUUUUCGACCCGCGCGUCUCGCUGCGGCCGUCGGCCCGCGGCCGGCGCGCCUUCAACUUCCACGAGCCCGGCCGCUUCCAGCAGGUGGCCGCGCGCAUGCGCACCAAGGCGCAGCUCGAGAAACUCCAGAGCGAGAUAGCGCAGAUCGCGCGCAAGACAGGCAUCUCGUCGGCAAUGCGGCUGGCCAUGGUGGCGCCGCGGCCGGCCGGCUGGCAGCCGGCGGCCGACGGCGGCCCGCCCGCCAUCGAGUGGUGGGACCAGGUGGUGCUGCAGGCCGACUCGUACGGCCCGGAGACGGACGAGCGGCCGCGCGCCGAGCGGUACCAGGGCGUCACCAGCCUGGUGGAGCAUCCCACGCAGAUGGCGCCGCCCACUGACGGCGGCAAGGACGUGUUCCUGCCGGUGCUACUCACCAAGAAGGAGCGCAAGAAGCUGCGGCGCACCAACCGUCGCGAGGCCUGGAAGGACAAGCAGGAGAAGAUCCGGCUCGGUCUGGAGCCUCCGCCGGAGCCUAAGGUCCGCAUGUCGAACCUGAUGCGCGUGCUGGGCAACGAGGCCGUCCAGGACCCGACGAAAAUCGAGGCGCACGUGCGCGCCCAGAUGGCCAAGCGCCAGAAGACGCACCUGGACGCCAACGCGGCGCGCAAGCUCACCACCGAGCAGCGCAAGGAGAAGAAGAUUGCCAAGAUCAAGGAGGACACGUCCACCGAGAUCCACGUGGCGAUCUAUAGGGUAACGGAUCUCUCGAAUCAAGCAAAGAAGUUCAAGGUAGAGACCAACGCCAACCAACUGUUCAUGACGGGCGCGGUGGUGCUCUUCAAGGACGUAAACGUGGUGGUGGUCGAGGGCGGGCCGAAGCAGCAGAAAAAGUACAAGAAGUUGAUGCUUCAUAGAAUCAAAUGGGAAGAGGACAUGGUGAAAGGAAAGGAAGGAGAAGAGGCCGAAAACAAAUGCGUCCUUAUAUGGGAGGGCACCACCAAACAGCGCAGCUUCGGCGAGAUCAAGUUCAAGCUGUGUCCCAACGAGAGCUUCGCGCGCGAGCACUUCCGCAAGCAGGGUGUGGAACACUACUGGGACCUGGCCUACAGCGCCGCCGUUCUGGAGCAGGAGGCCACGUGAUCACCGCCCGCUGGAGCGGAAUGGCACGUGGUCACCGCCCCGCUGGAGUGGGAUGUCUCGUGGUCACGCCCUUUCUGGAGCGGGACGUCACGUGAUCGUGCCCGUGUUGGAGCGGAUAUCGCGUGAUUGCCCUCCCUCUGGAGGUUGAUAUCACGUGACUGCCGCACUGCGGGGCUGGAGGCAGCCGGAUGGCCGCCGCGCCGAAAUACGUUUUCCCGUGACCACUGCCGUGUCGGAAGGGUGCCAACGCGACGUGAGCGGUGUGGAGCCGGCCAGCGCAUGUGACGAGCGCUGUGAAUAACGGCGAACGCGGUUGCCGCCGCGCCGAAGCGUGCCGCCCGACGACAGCUGGCGGCGGCCGCGUGCAGCCCGCGCCGGUGUAGGCAGCCGCCGGCAGCGAGCAGCCACGGGGACCGGAGGGGUCGGCUCUGGACCAGCCAACUGCGGCCGGGCCGA